AUGGUUGUGGUGCAGAAAGACGCCCAAGGAAGGCAGGUAAUUUGCAGGACCGAUGCCGAUGAAAAAGAAGGGUUUACCUUCCUAUCGAUAAUGGACAAGGUCGAUGUAUUCCCGCCUGAUUAUGAGCAGCUGGACGGGUUUAAAGAGAACGUUUACUAUUUAGUGACUCAUCAUGACGUUAAAGUAGGUUUUGUGUGUAGAUUUGUGCUUGAAGAGAUGAUGACUGUGGUGCCCACUUCUCUGUUUCAAGAAACAUUUACUGUAGACAACGAAAGACACUUCAUUCGGUUCAAUUCCGAAAUCUUUGAAACCAGAAACACGCAGCUUGAUCAGAUAGCCAGAUUGAUGCAGAAAAACCCACAGUCAAAGAUUCAAGGAUUGAAGGGUUGGAGAGACGAACAAUACGCGAUCUGGAUCAAGAAAACCCCGUACGUUCUUGUCGAGCGUGCUUUAUCCGGUGCCCUCGGGAUCAUUACAUUAGGAGCCCACAUCAAUGGGUAUGUAAUUGAUUACGCUACUCAAGAAAUUAAACUGUGGAUCUCGAGAAGAGCCGCUACAAAACCCACCUGGCCUCUUAUGUUAGACAAUAUCAUUGCUGGUGGGCUCGGAUAUCCGUAUGGACCUUACGAAACUGCAGUUAAGGAAAGUUUGGAGGAAGCCAAUUUAGAAAAACCGAUCAUAGAAAGAUACCUUAAAUCUGUUGGGGUAGUUUCUUAUUUCUACUAUCAAGGUAACGCACAAAAGGACAUGUUCAACUCAGAGGGCUCCUUCAUUACUGGAGAAGCGCAGUUUCUGUACGACUUGGAACUACCUCCAACCGUGAUUCCCGAACCAAACGACGGUGAAGUAGACUCAUUUACUCUCAUGUCGCUACAAGAGGUGGUGGAUGCAUUGAAAAACGGUGAAUUUAAGCCCAAUUGCGCUAUGGUAACACUGGAGUUCCUUAUCAGACAUGGCUAUGUCACGGCCGAAAAUGAGCCUAAUUAUCUUACAAUCUUGAGUAAGAUGCAUAGACGCUUCCCUUUCCCAACGUUAAGCUAA
Messenger RNA from Huiozyma naganishii CBS 8797, 1041 nucleotides. RefSeq lists its product as uncharacterized. Lineage: Eukaryota; Fungi; Ascomycota; Saccharomycetes; Saccharomycetales; Saccharomycetaceae. The record is from RefSeq and is a predicted model, not a curated record. The transcript has a single exon. Gene Ontology annotation, molecular function: 8-oxo-dGDP phosphatase activity. The coding region runs from base 1 to 1041 and encodes 346 amino acids.